AUGGUCGUCUGUCAGCGGUCGUUUCCCCACUCAACGUCGCGGGCUGGAGAUUGUAUUGCAGAGUUACUGAGCAUAUGGAAACACGACGUCACCCUUGCUGGAGCUUUGCUCAUGCCGUCACUACGGGAAGUCGCCACCUCUUGGGAUCAGUGGGAGAUGGUGCCACCUUGCGACUACCGCACACCGAUGCGAACACCUGGCGGCGGAUCAUGGACUCGUGGAAUGUCAAUAUCAAGCCGCCGGCAUGACUUCCAGCCGUUGUCAACAUACUUUAAGAUCACCUCUUGUGAUGUUUGUCACGGUGGAAUCAAUUUUGCUGCGAAACCAGCGUAUAAAUGUCGAGACUGCCUUCAACUCGCUCAUGUUUCUUGUUCUCCGCGAUUAAUUUUGCCUUGUGUUCCGAGAACACUCGUGUUUACCCGAACACCAAAUAGGCGAGGUCAGCCACUUUAUCAUCUACAGGAGUUCUGUCCUCCUCUACCGCCAAUGAUUGCAUUCCCAGUAAUCUACUGUAUCGUUGACCUGGAGAAUCGAGGUUUGGGUCGAGAAGGUAUAUAUCGCGUUCCGGGACGGAAAGAUCAUGAAGCAGACGUUAUCGUUGAUGUGGUCAAGUCAUUUUUAAGAGAGUUACGGGACCCACUGGUGCCGAAAUCGUCUCGUGAGGAGUUCAUUCGAGCUGCUCAAACAAAUAACAUUAUGUCUCUUAACGUCGCCAUCUGCGAUCUUCCCCAGCCUAACAGAGACACGUUGGCAUACUUGAUGCUCCAUUUGCAGAAGGUGGAGGCUUUAAAGGAAAUGAACAAAAUGACGUUCGAAAACAUUGCUCGUUGCAUGGCGAUUCCCAUUAUGGGUCAAGGUUCAUAUCCACGUGGUGACAUCCGCGUUGCAUCUAAUGACGCUCGCGAGAAAGAGCGAUCCGUUCUUCAAAUGCUCAAGAUGUCCUCGGCGAGUUUAUGCGAAUACUGGCUUCAAUUCCUGGAGUACGAAGAGUGUCAUAAGGAGAAUGUUCGUGGUUGUGGCACUCCUGCCGCUCCUAGUGCUCCGUACGAGCCGUCCAGUGCCAACAAGAGUAUGCUAGGCCCGGUUACAGUAUCACCUGCUGCCCAAAAUCUCUUAAAACCCAUAGCGAGGCGAGCGGAGAAGUUUUUUGACAGUCCUCCAUAA
This is a messenger RNA of Angiostrongylus costaricensis, 1164 nucleotides long. Lineage: Eukaryota; Metazoa; Nematoda; Chromadorea; Rhabditida; Metastrongylidae. The record is from the annotation of a GenBank genome assembly.